Molecule: messenger RNA, 5631 nt
Organism: Rhineura floridana
Lineage: Eukaryota; Metazoa; Chordata; Lepidosauria; Squamata; Rhineuridae
Gene: LGR4
Product: leucine rich repeat containing G protein-coupled receptor 4
Exons: 18
Coding region: 643-3492 (949 amino acids)
Biological process (GO): G protein-coupled receptor signaling pathway
Cellular component (GO): membrane
Molecular function (GO): protein-hormone receptor activity; protein binding; G protein-coupled receptor activity
Source: RefSeq, a predicted model, not a curated record
GGGCAGGACGGCCCCCUCAUUAGCAUAUACACCUCGUUGAUUUGCAUAGCGCAGCAGCAGGCGCAGGAGCUUGGGCUCGUUAAGCGCACACGCAGUCACCGUAUUGUGUGCAACCCUAGAAGGCGAAAGAAGGCAGGCUCCAGGCAAGGCAAAGCAAAACAGCCGAGCGCUAGAAUGGCUGAAGAGUUAGUUUCGUAGAGGGACUGCGUUACACGCGGCAGCCUCGCAAAGGGGAGCUUGGAAGCUGGAAUGGCAGAGCCCAGCGGGGCACGUUAUUACCUGCUCGUGUGAGAUGAUUGACGACGAGCUGCCGCCUUUCCAUGGAGCCGGGAAGAAGGAAAGGCGCUGAAGCGUCGGCUCUUCGCGCGGGGGCAUUUUGCUGACGGGAGGCAGCGGUGGCGAAGGAGGGGAAAGGAAAGGGGACUCGGUUUUGCUGACGCUUAGAGCUGAGGUGGGAAGCGAGGCGGCCAGUCGGCCGCGAUAACAAGGGCUCCGCUCCGCCGAAGGGCCCGGCGAAAGGGGAGGAGAGAGCUCGAGAGAGAGGGCUUGGCCCUUUCCCCCUUAAGGGGACCGCUGUUAGGCGGCUGCCUGGGGCGCCCGAGCGACCCUUUGGCAGGUCUUGUGACGAGGAAGGGUCUCGUGAUGUGCUGCCUGGCUCUGCUCGGCUUCUUCGCCUGGGGCUUCGGGAGCUGGGCCGGGCCCAGCGGAGGAGCUUCCCCUCCUCCAUGCCCGGCUUCCUGCAACUGCGAUGGGGACGGGGGAGUUGAUUGCUCCGGGAGAGGGCUCACCGCCGUGCCCGAGGGACUCAGCGCCUUCACCCACUCCCUGGAUGUCAGUAUGAACAAUAUAACAAGGUUACCAGAGGAUGCAUUCAAAAACCUUCCUUAUCUUGAAGAGUUACGGCUGGCUGGCAAUGACCUUGCUUUUAUUCAUCCGAAGGCCUUGUCUGGGUUGAAGGAGCUCAAAGUUCUCACUCUGCAGAAUAAUCAGUUGAAAACUGUUCCUAAUGAGGCCAUCAGGGGACUCAAUGGGCUACAGUCCUUGCGCUUAGAUGCUAACCACAUUACUGCUGUCCCAGAAGACAGUUUUGAAGGCCUUGUUCAAUUGCGUCACUUGUGGCUGGAUGAUAACAGCUUGACUGACGUCCCUGUCGUUCCACUUAGCAAUCUUCCGUCCUUGCAAGCCUUAACCUUGGCUCUCAACAAAAUAACCAACAUCCCUGACUUUGCAUUUACAAAUCUCUCAAGCCUUGUUGUCCUGCAUCUCCAUAACAAUAAAAUAAAAACAUUGGGACAUCAUUGUUUUGAUGGAUUAAACAACCUAGAAACAUUGGACUUAAAUUAUAACAACAUGGUAGAGUUCCCUGAAGCAGUUAAAUCACUUCCGAGCCUAAAAGAGUUGGGAUUUCACAGUAAUUACAUUUCCGUGAUCCCUGACAGUGCAUUUGUAGGAAACCCACUUCUACGAACUGUACAUCUGCAUGAUAACCCUUUAUCCUUUGUUGGGAAUUCAGCUUUUCAAAACUUGUCAGAUUUGCAUUCCCUGGUCAUUCGUGGAGCCAGCAUGGUACAGUGGUUUCCUAACUUAACAGGAACCAUCAAUCUGGAAAGUCUGACUUUUACAGGCACCAAAAUAAGCAACAUUCCCAUUGAUCUGUGCCAAGAGCAAAAGAUACUUCGGACAUUGGAUUUGUCUUAUAACAACAUAAAACAACUUCCAAGUUUCAAAGGUUGCAGUUCCCUGGAAGAAAUAUCUUUGCAACAUAAUCUAAUUGAGGAAAUCAAAGAAGAUAUAUUCCAGGGACUGACUUCUCUACGAACCCUUGAUCUCAGCAGAAACUUGAUCCACCGGGUUUACAAGGAAGCAUUUACUACGCUUGGUGCUAUUACCAACCUUGACUUAAGUUUCAAUGCACUGACUUCAUUUCCAACUGGAGGCCUGGCUGGGUUAAACCAGCUUAAACUUGUAGGCAAUACAGAACUGAAAGAAGCUUUUGUGGCAAAAGAUUUUGUGAAACUCAGAUCUCUGUCUGUUCCAUAUGCCUACCAAUGCUGUGCCUUCUGGGGUUGUGACACUUAUUUAAAUGUCAACACGGAAGAUCCUAGUCACCAAGAUGCAGUUACACAUGAGCAAGGUGCUUCAGAAGCAGAUGAGUUAAGCAGUGAUGAGAAUGAAGAACUUGGUCAGACAAUAAUUCACUGUACCCCCACAACAGGUGCUUUCAAACCCUGUGAAUACUUAUUGGGAAGCUGGAUGAUCCGCCUUACAGUCUGGUUUAUUUUUUUGGUCGCCUUGUUCUUCAACAUGCUUGUCAUGUUAACUAUAUUUGCUUCUUGUACUUCACUGCCUUCCUCCAAACUAUUCAUAGGCUUGAUUUCUAUCUCUAACUUAUUUAUGGGGGUUUACACUGGCAUAUUAACUUUUCUGGAUGCAGUCUCUUGGGGAAGGUUUGCUGAAUUUGGUAUCUGGUGGGAGACUGGAAGUGGCUGUAAAGUUGCUGGGUUUCUGGCCAUCUUCUCUUCGGAAAGUGCCAUUUUUUUCCUAAUGCUAGCUGCCAUUGAACGGAGCUUAUCUGCAAAGGAAAUUAUUAAAAAGGGCAAAAGCAAUAAUCAGAAACAAUUUAGAUUUGCAGCCAUUUUUGCUUUCCUGUGUGCAUUGGUAGCGGGAUGUUUGCCACUUUUCCAUAAGGGAGAAUAUUCUGCAUCACCUCUCUGCUUGCCCUUUCCUACUGGAGAAACUCCCUCAUUGGGCUUCACAGUUACGUUAGUGCUCCUAAACUCAUUAGCCUUUCUGCUAAUGGCUAUUAUUUAUACCAAACUUUACUGCAACUUGGAAAAGGAAGAUCUCUCUGAGAACUCACAGGCCAACAUGAUUAAACAUGUUGCUUGGCUAAUCUUCACCAACUGCAUAUUUUUUUGCCCAGUUGCAUUUUUCUCCUUUGCUCCACUCAUCACUGCCAUCUCUAUUAGCCCUGAAAUCAUGAAGUCUGUCACUCUAAUAUUUUUUCCACUGCCUGCUUGUUUGAAUCCAGUCUUGUACAUCUUCUUCAACCCCAAAUUCAAGGAAGAUUGGAAAUUACUGAGAUGGCAUAUCACCAAGAAGAGUGGGACUGGAACAGUUGCUGUCAAUACUCAAGGUGGCUGUGGAACACAUGAUUUUUACUAUGAUUGUGGCAUGUACACACAUCUGCAGGGCAAUCUUAGCAUGUGUGAAUGCUGUGAAUCACUACUUAUAUCAAAGCCUGUGCCCUGUAAACACUUAAUAAAAUCCCACAGUUGUCCAGCUCUAACAGUAAUGCCUUGCCAAAGGCCAGAUGGCUUCUGGUCAGAUUGUGGUACCCAGUCUGCCCGUUCUGAUUACGCUGAUGAAGAGGACUCUUUUGUGUCUGACAGUUCAGAUCAAGUACAGGCCUGUGGACGUGCUUGUUUCUAUCAAAGCAGAGGUUUCCCAUUGGUUCGUUAUGCCUACAACAUCCCAAGGAUUAAAGACUGAAAGGCUUUACUGCAAAGCAUGUGCUAAAGAGGAGGAAGUGUGAUGCUUCAAACACCAUUCCUGUUCAAACCUUUCACCAGAAAGCACUUUUAUAAUCAUCACUUGAUCAUUAUAAACAAGGCAUGCAGGCAGUAAAUAUCUUGAGCUCUAUGUUUUAAAUAAGAGCUGUUGCUCUUCAUGUAAAUAAUGGAAAAACCAAAAUGUAUAAUCCCAGGUUUUUUACUCUUUUUCCAAGCAAUUAUAUAUUAUGUUCUUAGACUGUUUUUCCACGUUAUCCAAUUGUAACUUGCUGCUUCUGUUGUAAUGUGAAUUCUGUCAACUUUUCUAGUUAAGCACAAUACAUCAGAAAGCAGUUAACAUUAAAAAUUGUUUUAAAAUGUGACUUUAGCUACGGGAAAAAUUGUUGCUAACUUUUGUAUAGCAUUUCUGACUGAAUCUCAGGACAAUUUACUGCAGGGCCAAAAGAAGGGAGUACUCUUCUCAUAAGCAACUGUGAGACAAAUACAAGCAAAACAUGCUAUGUUUUCAUAAUAUAAGCUGUAGCUGAAUUUGUCUGGAACAAAAAUCUUUAUUUCAGUAAAAUACUUCUCACGCCUCAUAAUAGAAUCUGGAUGGUUUGGUGUAAUAGCCUCCUCAGAUAUUACUUGAUAGCAAAUGACAACUUUGGGCAUUUACAUGUAAACAAACGUCAACAUGAGUUUUGCCAAACUUGUCCUGUGUGGUUCCAUUGGGCUAGACCCAGACUUCACUUUUCACAGAUGGAAAAGCUGCUUCCAUCCACAGAUGGCUUUUGAUCCAGCAGAGGAAGCCUGCUGAUUUCUCCUCUACCACCUCCAGUCUCCAGUGCCAUACUGUUAUAGAGGAUCCCCAAACCCUCUGCUACACUGUGGAACUUGGUGCUGGUGGAAGGGGUAAAUUGGCAAAAGUCACUUCCUUUCCCCUCUCCACAGAAUUGCUGGCAGAAGCAUCCUUUGAGCAUAACUGUGUUCAGAAGAUGCUCCUGUGAUCAGGAAUGAAAUCUGGAGCCAACCCAAUGUGUAUUAACCUAUUCACUUGAUCUCUUGAUCCAUAGGCACCAUGUACAUAGACGGUGCCAUAUAAAUAAAUGUUAUAUUUCUUCCAUUGCUCUGAUCCUGCGGCCUCCAGUGUGAAUGUAGUGCUUCUCACAAGUUGUAGAAUAGUCUACACACAUAUUGGGGGUUUCCAAAUGCAUGCCCAGAGCAUUUUUAACAUAGAAGAGAACAGGAUAACCACUACCACAUGGAUAUUGAAGAGCCUCUGGGAUUUUGGAUUGUGCCAUGUGUCUUGAGACAGCAAAAAAUGUGUGAUAUGAACAGCUGCUGAUAGGUAAAAAUGAACUUAUUUUUCAGGAAGGGAAAUGUCUGGGGUGAAAGCACAGUCUGUAGUACUUUGUAGUACAUGGAAUAGGCCUAAAGGUAGCAAGUUUAUUUGGCAUAAAAGACUGGGAUGUUCAAAUACCAAGAAAUAAGACAUGUAAGGUGCCCUUCAACAUAGAAACUUCUGCUUGUUGCUAUUUUAAAGUAAUGUGGAAAUGGGCUGUCUUUCAUUAAAGGAGUGGGUGGGGGCACAACUAGUUAAAGUGUUGCAUCUUCAGACUUGAGGCCUUGAUUGUUUUGUUUUUUUACAAAAUGUUAAGUUGAAAGCAAUUCCACUGCCAUACCAGAAAUUCUGGUGCAAUUUUUACUAAAUGAUUUAGACCAGAUUGCCAUUAGGAAAAUUAAACUGUACAUAAUGUGCAUAAAAGUUUUUUCUUUAUAUUGUAAAUUAUUUGAUAGAACACAUGGGAAAUGUGGCUUCAGUGCAUUUUGUUAAUUAAGGCUACCUCCUGAAAUAUAGCAGCUGCCAGUAGCAGAAUGGUUAAAUUGUGAUUUAUAUACUUUUUGCAUUGUAAAUAAACAUUGGUUGUACAUUGUUGUAAUAAAACUAGAAGCUUUGUAUAUCAAAAUUAUUUAGCUUGUAUAAAAUAUGGGAUGCUAUCAUUCUCGUAUACUGUAAUUUUUGUAAGCCUAAAUCAUUCAUAGUAAAAUCAAAGAAAAUUGAGAGCAAGAGAGAAGUAUCCUAGAGUUUGUGUGUUUAUACUUUACAUCUCUUAAAUUCAACUUACAGAUUUAAUAUAAA